GCGAGCGUGUGUGUGUGUGUGUGUGUGUGUGCCGGGUUAUUACAGGCUGCCAGGGCAGCGCGGUCGGUGGAUGUGCGGGAAUGCAAUUGCGUGGCCAUUUUCAUGUGGGCAGGGGAGGAGAUAAAACGGCGAAUACACCACAGGAUCUUAUUGCGGUUGAUAAUAGGCGAUCGGGGAGGGCUAUUUAGAGGCUUAAUAAAAUGGCGACGACUUGGCAGAAGUAGCUCCUGGAAGGAUUUGGAGAGAGGCGCAAAAGUUGCAUCAUAUAAAGUUCAUCCUGCAAAGGCGGGAGGGAAAGGGACGAACUCAAAAAGUUAAUGGCAAAGUGUAGCGUGCAAAUUUCCAAUACAUUUUCGAUUUCGAUACAUUUUUUAAAAACACAUUUAUAGAACACGUCCUUGUAGUUUUUUUGUAAAAGAAAAACGUGGAAAUAGAACUAACACAUUUGCCCAUUUUUUAAUUUAACACAAUUAUGUAUCGUCAACCUCCAAAUUCCAAUUAAUAUACAUAUUAGUGUUAUUUUACCUUCAACCACUAAGCCAGUAAUCUUUUAAUCCAUGAUGAAAGUAUAUUGGUUUAGAGAUUUUCAGACAGUGAAGCCUUUUCUUAUUUAUUUAAAAAAAACUCACUAUAUUGUAUUAUAUUCUGUUUAGUAUUACUAAACAAAACACUCCUUAAAUUGCAACACUCUAUGCUGCAUGCAAUCCUAGAGUAGUUUGCCUCUACCUGGUUAUAUAUCACCUGCUGUAGACCUACACAGGUUGGGAGUUAUUUUAUUUAGACUAGAAUGUUUUCUGGAAUGUUUUAUAUAAUAAACACACGUUAAGAGUUGGUACUUCAACAUUUAAUAAAAAAUUAUAAAACAGUUUUUUACACAUUUGUGCAUUUAAUUUAGUUGCCAAAUCCAUAGUCUGUACACUAUUAAUAAAAUAGCAAAAAGAAAAAAAAGACAUUACAGAAGAAUUAAGAUUAAUUGCUUGCUUAAUUAAUUUACUCGUUUGUUUUGUCUCCCUGACUUGUUCCCUAACCUUCUUAAAGCCUAUACAUUCUGGAUGAUAAAACCGAGCAGCGCUGUGUUAACCCCUAUUAUUGAUAUUACUUGUGAAAUGUGUCCCUCUAACAAACUCCAUUUUCCUCAGUAGUUGUCGCCGAGCUUCUUUCACCUGAUUGGCUGAACAGAUUUGUGGUUGCGCUACGUCACUUCCUGCUUUGUGAAGCAUGAUGGCGGUGUCCUGUGGAGCAGAGGCACAUUGACGUCUCGAGGUUUCCACAGUUUACCUUCCACACAGCCCAGAUUCUGGACGUUUUGCAGUAGAUGACAUUAUCAGCAUCGGCCCCUCUUCAUAUACGGAGCUGAGUUGUUGAUCAUGGCACUUCACAGAUUGUCCUUCAGACUGCGACAGACGGUAGCGCAUGUAAGGUCUCUCCAUACCAGUGGAUGUGGGAAGCAGCAGGGUGCUGUGUCGGUGAAGGCAGACCCUGAGCUUUUCUCGGUUUUCAGGACUCAGGAUAGCGAUCCAGCAGAUCAGACAGAAAGAAAUAUCGGACAAUAUUACACCAUUCCUUCAGCACACGUCCACAAACUGUUCCCUAAUGGGCUUCCCUGGCGCUACGAGCAACAGGUUAAGACUUUUAAUGAGGCCUGUGUGAUGGUGAGGCAACCAACUUUGGAGGUCAUCUCCUACCUGAAGAAAGCAGACUACAGCAAACCAGCACUGCGAUAUAUAUUCUAUGGGCUGAAGGGGACUGGGAAGACGUUGUCUCUCUGUCACACAGUACAUUACUGUUAUACACAAGGAUGGAUGGUGCUGCAUAUUCCUGAUGCUUUCAAAUGGGUGAAAAACUGCAGGGAGCUACUUCCUUCAUCCUACAACACCUCUCGCUUUGACCAACCUUUACAAGCCACAGAGUGGUUACGUGACUUCAGAAUCACCAACGAGCAGUUCCUUUCAAAGAUAAAGACAAAGCAACGUUAUGUGUGGACAAAGAGAGAGUUCACUGAGGAGGGAAGUCCACUGGGACAGCUGGUGGAUCGGGGUAUAUCCCGCGUGAAGAGCAGUACUGAUGUGGUGGGGGCGGUGAUGAAGGAACUGAGGCUACAAAGUGGGCAGCCAGAGUCAAGUUUCCGCCUGGCCGUGGCUGUGGAUGGUGUCAAUGCCCUGUGGGGAAGAUCCACCAUCAAUAAGGAGGAUAAAAGCGCUGUGGAUCCAGAUGAACUCACUUUGAUUCAUAACCUGAGGAAGCUGAUGAAAAACGAUUGGACGGGUGGCGCCAUCAUCACCACUCUGUCCCAGACGGGUUCUCUCUACUCCUCAAAAUCUGCCUACCUGCCACAGGAGCUGCUGGGAGAGAGGGGGUUUGACAACAUGGACCCAUUCAUCCCAGUGUCGGUGUCCAACUACAGUGAGAAGGAGUUUGAAAGCUGUUACCUCUACUAUUUGGACCGCCACUGGCUGCAGCAUCCACAGAGCCAGAGACAGGAAGGGAAGAAGGAAAUCCUUUUUCUGAGCGACAGAAAUCCAGCAAUGUUGGAAAGAGUUUGUGCCUUUUUAUGAAGUCACAGAAACUUAAAUCACACAUGAAUACCACAUACACAUCAGUGUCCUGGAAACACAAACGUACACAUUUCUGUAUAUGUCAGUGUCUGUUUAUCUCCCUGUAAAUUAUGAUGCACAUGUGUUUGUUUGAUAAUAAAGUAUUUAAAAAAAUGA
Betta splendens (Siamese fighting fish) is the source of this 2711-nucleotide messenger RNA. RefSeq names its product death associated protein 3 (gene dap3). The transcript is spliced from 13 exons. Gene Ontology annotation, biological process: apoptotic process. Gene Ontology annotation, molecular function: structural constituent of ribosome. The record is from RefSeq and is a predicted model, not a curated record. Bases 1368 to 2555 code for a protein of 395 amino acids. Gene Ontology annotation, cellular component: mitochondrial small ribosomal subunit; mitochondrial ribosome. NCBI's taxonomy places the organism in Eukaryota, Metazoa, Chordata, Actinopteri, Anabantiformes, Osphronemidae.